Endocarpon pusillum Z07020 is the source of this 3900-nucleotide messenger RNA. RefSeq lists its product as uncharacterized. The record is from RefSeq and is a predicted model, not a curated record. Lineage: Eukaryota; Fungi; Ascomycota; Eurotiomycetes; Verrucariales; Verrucariaceae. The transcript has a single exon. The coding region runs from base 1 to 3900 and encodes 1299 amino acids.
AUGACGGCCUCUACCUAUUUUGCGCGCUCUCCAUCCCUACGGCUAGACGAUGAUGACCUCUUCAGCUCCCCCGAUCCUCUCGCCACAUCAAUCAAUGAUGAGAAUAGCUUUUACAGUGCAUCCGCUGUCAGACGUCCCAAGCCUUCGCCCAGGAAACACCGCACAACGAAAGUUCUGCAAGACAUUACACUAUCAACCCCUCAGAAAGCCCGCAGAACAUCGAUAGAGUCAUCACAAUCUCCAGCGCACUAUCAGAGCAAGCAGUUCCUUAGCCCCUGGAAGAUAAGAGUCACGGUAGAAGCUGAACCAGAGGAGCCAGUAUUACAUGGAGUCAAGAGCAGAUCAAAGGCUACCAUUGCUCCACCGCGCGACACUCCUUCGCCCAUCAAACAAUCAGGAGGUAGGAGGAGAAAUAGAAGCGAUUCGAGGAAGUCUGGGUGCGGAAGAAUGACGACUGGGUCACCAUCCAGACUUGCGCACAAGGCUUCUGGAGCAGACCAAAGCCGCUUGACGGAUUUGGAUACGGCUUUCCUUGACGAUAAUGAAAAGGAGACUAUCAGGCCAAAGAGGAAGCAGGGAAACCGGAAGACAAGAACCGUUAGUCGCCUUGCCAAUCAGGAUACGGUCUCGUGCAUUGCAAAAUCAGAGGAAGACCCUGGAUCAGUGCAGCCUUCCAGCAACAGUGGUGAUAGUGUUGCAAUCUCAGAAGUGGGCCCGGAUUCGAAGGCUGCUCUUCCACACAAGGCGGAAUCACCAGAGCUCAGAGAACUUGAUUUCAAUCGCAUAUCUAUCCGGAGUCGUAGUGAGCCACCAAAGACUGCUGUGGUUAAGAAGUCAAAGAAUACUGUUGCCAACCAUGAGAAGCAUCCUACCUUGGCCCACGGGGCUGCGAUGUAUUCCUCUGCGAUGGAGGAUGCAAAACGACAUGUAUCAGGGUCAAGCGCAAUCACAUACCCAACUCCAGAUGCUUCUGUUCAGGACGAAUUGGAAGCGCAUGCACCAUCCAAUGACGCAACAGAAGAGCGUGUUGAGUUUGACACGGUUCUCGAGAGUGAAGGUUUCACAAUGAUAGACCUUGAGUCACUGCCAUCUGCACGACAGUUUGUCACAAGCCCGGACAAUUCACAACAUCGGCAAACAGAACCAGCACCAAAUACUCAGAACACAGUGGAGCUAGAACCACCGAGAUCAGUAACAUACCCGGUCCUCGCACCCCCAGAUUCACUUAGUCUGCCGUCUUCUCCUUCGAGCAUUCUGAGAACGAACGAGCCGCCACCGACACCAAUACCCUCAUACCUGGCUCCCCCCGAAGAAGGGGAAUCUGAUCUUUCAUCCACAGUGCCAUCACCUUCACCGGCUGCAUUGUUGCAGCAUGUCCUAUCUCGAAAAGAGAAUCGACUUGCUCAAUCUCUUCUACGCCACACCCACACACCCCUUGCUUCUGCUAAAUCUUCGCCAAAACUUCCAUCACCACCAAACCAAGCUCAAAAAGUCAGUCAGCUUGUCAACGAAGAACGCAGCAAAUCGACUCCACCACGGCUCGGACAGGUGGUAAGAGCCGGCAUUGCUCUUCAAGGCCUACUCUCACCAAAGGUCAGAAAACCCUCUCUACAACCUUCGCCAAUUUUGAACAUUGUGGACAUGGGACAACGCAGUGCUUCCACUCCUAUAGAACGACUUGAUGAUCUUUUCGUGGGAUUUGACUCUAGCACUCGCCGCGAGCUUCGGGCUGGCCUGAGAUUUGGCGAGGAGUUAGCCAAAAGACAGAGACUGACUUCAUCAUCAGCCUCCUCUUCCAGUCGAGGGGCAGUGCCACAGCGCAACCAGCAUGGCUGGCCGGAAAAGGAUGCAGCAUGUAGAGGACCAACAGCGGUGGAAUGCACACCAGUGAGCUGUAGUGACCCUACAGCCGCGGAAGCAAUCUUUUGCGAGAACAGAGAUCUCCCAACCUCGCAGGGCCUGCCAAUAGCACAGAAAACCGCAACACCUUUCGAUGCAAACCAGACUGUUGGAAGCAUUUUCUAUCUAGAUUCAGAAGCUCGAGAACAUCGCUGGCAAUCGGAACGCGAGGCCGUCAGCCGGCAGAUCGAAAAUGCAAAUGCAAGCCAAGUUAUCGUCAUCGAUAGCGAUGAGGAGGAGGACAUCCCCUCGGCAAAGCGCAGAGCCUCGGUAGCCCAAUCGAGUCCCACAAAGAGCAUCAUCAGUGAGGCUGAGGAAGACAUCUGGUUAGCUGAAGCAGAAGAUGCUCAAAACUCUUCUCGACAUAUUGCCGAGGAUCCUUUUCCAGAGGCAGAGCAAGUUCGACAGCGCGAGAGAGCCAAGGAGGUCGUUUCAAAGCCCCGGCGUAGUCUAAUACCAAGCCCUUGGAAGAGAGGAGAAGAUGUGGAUAGCUCCUUCACGGUUGAUGGUGAUGUAAGCGGCAUGUUCUGGCAGCAACCAAAAGCCAAAGAAAGGAUCCGCUCGUUCCGCCGCCUAUCAUCAAAUUUGGAUGGAGAAGACGCGCCGAGACGCAAGUUCGAUACCGGAAGGAUGAUUGGUGAAUCGUCAUCAAAAGAGGAAGACACUUGUACGGUUGCAGAAGGGAUGUCAUAUCAGCCUCUUCAGGAGACCUUGGAGCAUAGCAUUGGGGAGCAGUCUUUUUCCAACAACGAAACCGAAGCUUUCGAGCAUGAAGAAGACCUGGCAGGCAAAGAGAAUUUUGACGCUGAGAUCGUCGAGCAUAGACGCGACUUCGUAGAUGACGAGAGAUUUGAACCUAACAUGGAGGUGGAAGCUCCCUCGGAAUAUGGUGCAGAGCCAUCCGAGGAGUCAUCCAUUCCGCCGCAGCCUAUUAUGAUCCCGGUCAACUUCAACGACACAACCGACACCAGCAUACAGUCCGAAGAUCAUGUGCAGGACGUCGCAGGGAUUGAACCUCCGCCUUCCUCUUCAUGUCGUCCUGUGACGCCUCGUUCUGCGAUGAAGGGCUCCCGAGCCAGUCUCAGUAUCAGAGAGGAGUCUGUUUCGCCGACACCGCGUAAGGUUAUGUUCUCUAGGCACUCACUUUGUCUCGACGAUAAUGGCAUGGAGACAAGUAUGCAAGUGCGUGGGGGUUCGCUUAGCCCGGACACGUCAAUAGAGUCCAGCGAUGCGAAUCAAUAUGAGGUCGGAAAUCCAGCUGUGGAGAUCGAGGCAAAUGGGCGGGAGGCGGAGCAGAACCAACAUACGAGUGAUGCUGAUGCGAAAGCACCUCAACAGGCUGCGUCGACAUUGUGGUUCAGCAGACUGACAGGUUGGGGAUCGAAAGCACCUUCCGCGACAUGCUCGGCGUCUGGCCCGAAACGCACACCUCAGCAGCAAUUACAGGGCUCCUCAAAACUCGGGCACGCUAUUAGCAAGACUCAAUGGGAACCCAGCAAGACCGCUCUCCCCUCGACCAGCGUCAGAACGUCUAGCGCCAUUUCUAUCGCAUCGGUUCCGUCCUCCUCCUACGCCUCCGACUGCAAAAUCCUACCCAGUCCCUCAACCCUCCCCGUGUCUGGCUACUUCAGUGAUGACCACUACAAGCAUCUGCACAUCCUCUAUCUCAAAUCCUUGAAGCCCACCUUCACCCGGCCCAGCUCCAUCCGCCCCACCCUGAAGGGAUACAUUGGACAGAAAUGUUACAGCAAAGAUGGAGAAUUUGCUUGGGAGUUCACGGGACAGGAAGCAGAAGUAAUUGAAAGAUGGAUGAGGAGUUUUGAGGGGAGGGGGGCAAAUGAGGUUGUUAGCGGGUGGGGUGAUGGUUAUGCAGAGGGGAGAUAUCGGAAGAUUGGGUGGGAUGAAUGGGAUCUUUGUAUGAGGCUGUUCAGUAUUGUGGCUGGAAGGGAGGUUAGGAAGGAGUUGAAGGAGAAGCAAAACAAGGCAUGUUCCAAGACAUGA